AUGGGAGAUUUGGAGGUUAUGAAAACAAGAUUUAACCAAGAAAUUUAUAAAAUUAAAAUGAAGAAAGGGAAAAAUCACCAGUUGUUUUCGCGAGAUGAGUAUUUUUCGUUUCUGACCAAAGUGAAAGUAUCUAAGAAUAAGAUUUCUCACAAGUCACCCGAAGAUUAUCAGAAAUUAUCAAGGUAUGAUACGGUAGAGAUGGGAAAUGUACAAAAACUUAUAGUACCGGUGAAAAAUGAAAAGGAUCAAAUAAUUUACUACACCUAUUUAGAAGAAAUUUUUGAUAUUAUUCACGAAACACAUAUUUCUACCGGUCACGGAGGGCGAAAUCGAAUGAUGAAAGAACUGAAAAGCAAGUACAACAAUAUCACUAUAGAAAUAGUCGUCGUUUAUUUAAAUAUGUGUGAACCGUGUCAAAAAAAAAUGAGUAUCAAAAAAAAAGGGUUUGUUGUUAAGCCCAUUAAAAGCAACGAAUUUAAUUCGAGAUGCCAAGUUGACCUCAUCGACAUGCAAUCUCAAGCAGAUGGCGAGUUUAAGUUCAUUAUGGUAUAUCAAGACCACCUGACAAAAUUUUUACAGCUUAGAGCACUAAAAACCAAGCGCGCCGAAGAAGUUGCUUACCACUUGUUAGAUGUGUUCACAAUAUUUGGAGCUCCUUGUAUAUUACAUACUGAUGAUAAUGGGCGAGAAUUCGCAAAUAAGGUAAUUGAAGAGUUGUGUCACAUGUGGAAUGAACCAAAAAUUGUGCACGGAAAGCCGCGGCACAGUCAAUCACAAGGUUCUAUUGAAAGAGCUAACCAGGAUAUUGAGAAGAUGUUAUCUACAUGGUUGGAGACAAACAAAACUACAAAAUGGUCGGAAGGAUUAAAAUUUAUACAGUUCAAGAAGAACAGAGCCCACCACUCCGGAAUAAAUCAAAGUCCUUAUGAAGCUAUAUUUGGUUGUAAAGCUAAAGUGGGUUUGAAAACAUUCUUGCCAGCUUUUGAUACAUUGUCAAAAAUAACACGUGAAGAAGAUCUUGAGUCAAUUUUAAAACAGCAAUAUGAUAAUCAUCCUGAACAUCAAAGUGAAGAUGUUGCUGCUGACUCAGAGCAAUGUCUCACAAUCUGCUGA
Onthophagus taurus is the source of this 1113-nucleotide messenger RNA. RefSeq lists its product as uncharacterized. Lineage: Eukaryota; Metazoa; Arthropoda; Insecta; Coleoptera; Scarabaeidae. Gene Ontology annotation, molecular function: nucleic acid binding. Gene Ontology annotation, biological process: DNA integration. The record is from RefSeq and is a predicted model, not a curated record.